UGACAGUGGAUAUGAAUUUACAAAUCAGGUACUUUCCAGAAGGCAUUGAUAUUUACUUUGAGAAUGUUGGGGGCAAGACACUUGAUGCUGUACUCCCAAACAUGAGACUCCAUGGUCGCAUACCUGUAUGUGGAAUGAUCUCACAGUAUAAUCUGACUCAACCAGAUGGUGUAACAAAUUUGGCAAAUCUCAUAUUUAAGAGGGUUAAAAUGCAAGGUUUCAUUGUAAAUGAUUUCUACCAUUUGUAUUCCAAAUUCUUGGAGUUUGUCCUGCCCAAGAUUAGAGAAGGGAAGGUUGUGUAUGUGGAAGACAUUGCUGAGGGUCUUGAGAAUGGCCCUGCAGCAUUGGUUGGUCUCUAUACUGGUCGCAAUGUCGGCAAACAAGUGGUUGUUGUUGCUCGUGAGUAA
Messenger RNA from Sphenostylis stenocarpa, 407 nucleotides. The record is from the annotation of a GenBank genome assembly. Lineage: Eukaryota; Viridiplantae; Streptophyta; Magnoliopsida; Fabales; Fabaceae.